AUGCAGGUGGAUCUUCGACGUCGCGGGCUGCAGUCCUUCGACCCCGCCGAGUUCGCCAAUACGGACGAGCACCUACAUCUCCUUCUGCAGGUGCGGCAGCUAGAUCUCUCGUACAACUCGCUGUACACCAUCCGCGGACUUGAAGGGCUCACCCAUUUGACUGUGCUGAACAUUGCUCACAACGGGCUGCGCUCCCUCGGCGGUGGACUUCCGCUGACACUGCGCGAACUCGAUGCAUCGCACAACAACCUCGCCUCGCUCCAGAAUGCCGCUCUUCUGCCGUUGCAGUCCCUCACCUCCCUCAAUGUUUCCUUCAACAAUCUGGAAGACCUGCGAGGGGUUCCCAACGUGACAGCGCAGCUGACGUACCUCGACGUGCGGUGCAAUCGACUCGGCUCCCUUAUAGGGAUCGAGCACUGCCGUCAGCUGCGCACACUCCACGCAGAGGGUAACCUCUUGCGAGAGGUGGCAGACGUCGCCUCCCUCAAGUGUCUCUCCCUCUUGAGCGCCGUCUUUCUAUCUGGGAACCCCCUGCUCCUGCGCAAGCGCUUGCUCAGCCAACUCCAUCUCCUGCUGCCCUCUAGUGUCGAGCAGGACGACUUGCCCACGACGGCGCCCCCCAGCAGCGUCCGCAGCUCGACAGCGCCACCUCCCUCCGUGGCAGACACGUCGUCCGUCGGCUCGCUCGAUCACAGCACCAUGGCUUCUGUCAGUGAGUACCGUGAGGAAGGGCGUUGCGGCAGCGGGCAGAACAGCCGGCCGGCAAGCGCGCACCAAGGAACAGUACUAUCCAUGCGCAACACCACCAGCGUGCGUGAUUCUUCCGCGACGCUGGAGAGAACGGCACCGCAACACGAGCACCCCUCUUCCCCACGGGGCCAUCACCGUCUGCCUCAUCGUGGCACGUCCGACAGCGCUCGCCCGUCGUAUUUAUCUGCGGCAGCUCCAACCACCACCACCGCCUCUGCCGCCUCUACUGGGGUCGUGGGAGGCUCGUCAGAUAGCCUAGCAUGCCCGCGUCGUGCCCUACCGCAUGAGCACCGCCUCACAGAAACCCCCGGCUCCGCCUCCUUGUCCUCUUCACCUGACCGCACGCACGUGUCAUGGUCCCCUGGGCCAUUGCACAGCAGCAACGGUCGAGGUUCGCUGACUACGAGUCUCUUCCCAGGCGCCGCAUCAUCGCCUCAUCAAUACGGCGCCGUCGUCGCCGCACCGCAAGCCACGCGGUACGGCGAAAGUCACAGCAGUGAGCUCGUCCGGGAUGACCUGGAGGAGCAGCUCGUGCGUGUCACUGCGGAGCGAGACGACUAUCGACGCGAGGUCGUUGCCCUGCGGAGAGAGCUGCGAGAGCUGCAGCUAACGUUUGCACGGCAGUGCUCGCACGAGAGGGCGGAGGACCGGGAAGGGCUAGCACAGGCAUCUGUGCGCUCCGUAGCAGCCGCAGCAGCCCCGGGUCACGGAGAGGGGGAUUCGAGCGGUGCGCAUAGAAAGCCUUGCCACCGACGACAACAACAGGAGCAGCAGCAGCGGCAGCGGUCGCCGUCGGUGCGUAUCUUAGCGGUGGAGAUGUCCGCCCACUCGUCGCUUUGCUCGCAGGACGGCGAGAGCGAUACCCCCGAUGCGUCCAACGACAACCUCCGCAGCGCACCACCGAACUCUGCGGCCAUGAGCAGCUCAGUGGGUACAUCAAAGAUGGACAGGCGCGAGAUUGCGGCUCUCUUCAUGACAAAAUUGCAGCAGAGCAGCUCUUCCUCGAAAUGA
This is a messenger RNA of Leishmania major strain Friedlin, 1761 nucleotides long. RefSeq lists its product as hypothetical. The transcript has a single exon. The record is from RefSeq and is a predicted model, not a curated record. Gene Ontology annotation, molecular function: protein binding. Bases 1 to 1761 code for a protein of 586 amino acids. Lineage: Eukaryota; Euglenozoa; Kinetoplastea; Trypanosomatida; Trypanosomatidae.